AUGCAAUCCCUCCUUCUUAUCUUAAUCACCGUUACCGCUCUCCUCCUCUCCAGCGGCACCACCGCCACACCAGGCUUCACCCGCCCCAUUCCAGCUCCCCCCUCAAAACUCACACCGCCUCCAUCCGUUGAGGUAGCCGCGAUCCCUGGGUCGCAGAUAACACAAGCGGCAGCAGCCGCUGCCUCCCCAACGCUCAUGCCCCGCCAGUUUCUGCCGGUAUUCUCAGUACUAGACCCAGUAUACCAGCAUUCAGUCGUGGUACAACACAGCAUAUUGUCGUACGCCGUGCCGUCGACGAAUGUCUUUACUUUGGAGAUUUUCACGAUGUCGGCGUCGAGUAAAGGUCCGACGACGACGGCACCGCCACCACCACCUCCUUUUGGCCCGGGGCAUCCUCCUGCUUUUCAGCCAAAGCCUACGAUAGUGUCGGUUUUGGGGGAUAUGCCGGAACAUCCUCUUCCGGAAGGAAAACCUGUUCCAGGGAGACCUGCUCCAGAGAGGCCAGAGGAGGAAGUCGAGCAGGUCGAGUUUGGUGUGGAGGAGGAAUGGGAGGUUGAGGCUGAAGUAGAAGAAGGGCAAGAGGAAGGUGAAGAAGAAGGGACAGACGCUGAGGGUGAUCCAGUGAGCUUUACCUACACUACGCUGGUUCUGACAAUCCCUGUACACCCCCGUGCGGUGACCGAGACGCCUCUGACUGUGAGGGAUCAAAGGACCGUAGGGAGUUCGAGAGCGCAACCGACGAGGCGCAGUAGUUCGUUCGUUGCAUGA
Messenger RNA from Lithohypha guttulata, 768 nucleotides. RefSeq lists its product as uncharacterized. The coding region runs from base 1 to 768 and encodes 255 amino acids. The transcript is spliced from 2 exons. NCBI's taxonomy places the organism in Eukaryota, Fungi, Ascomycota, Eurotiomycetes, Chaetothyriales, Trichomeriaceae. The record is from RefSeq and is a predicted model, not a curated record.